Messenger RNA from Pseudocercospora fijiensis CIRAD86, 2505 nucleotides. RefSeq lists its product as uncharacterized. The record is from RefSeq and is a predicted model, not a curated record. The transcript has 3 exons. NCBI's taxonomy places the organism in Eukaryota, Fungi, Ascomycota, Dothideomycetes, Mycosphaerellales, Mycosphaerellaceae. The coding region runs from base 1 to 2505 and encodes 834 amino acids.
AUGGCAACUGGCUCCGGAACUUUUCACAGUGAAGGCGGCAAGAAGAUCAACAGGCCAGAUCCACUCAUCCGAAGCUCAAGUGAUCGUGUCAAUGAGGACUGGAUGGGCGCUGGUCACGAUCCUCGGUCGGUUGGGUCGGCCAACAAUACAAAGCCACUACCUGCCCAAUCACAAGCGUCGCCAGUUCUGAACUUGUUCACUGGCUACAAGGGCGGCCGAAACGGAGCCCAGCAGGCAUCGUGGCCAGGCAAACCCAUAUACGAUCCGCAACGAGCGACUGAGAUUCGACGACACAAUAGUGGCAGCCAAACCAACUAUAGCUGGCCUAGCUCGCGAUCCACUUCUCCGGCUCUUCGAGAUCGACAGACCACAGAUUUCCAAUCCAGCCAUACGCAAUCUGAUGCCGCAAUUCCUGCCAUUCCAAGCCAUGACAAGACUACGAGCGGCGAGAAGGAGAAGUGGACUCCGAGGGCAUUACUCAAGGCUCGCGAGUUUGGCCAGUGGGACACGGCGUGGCAGCUGGAGAAGUCAUUCGAAAUACCGCACGAGAACGAUGAUAAGAUUUCGCAGAAGCUACGAGACGAGAUAGAGGCGGCGAGGACACCCAAGUCGAAGCAAACUUCCCCAAAGAAUGAGCGUAAAGACAUGAUCAAAGCUGAAGAAUUCCGAAAGUCCGAGGAAAGCGACAACUCCAGCUUGGCUUUGAAGUCCAGUGCCACGAAUCAGACCUUCUCUUCGAUCGAAAACUCCUUGGCCGAUGACAAAGCACAGAGGAAGCCAGUGAAAGAUACCGAUAAGCUGCUCAAGCAGGCCUUAAAGAAGCGGAGCGUCAUUCAAAAACUGGAAACCCGAGCGAAGGAUGAGGGUCGCUCAGAGAACUGGACUGAAUUGCAGGUUCUGGUGGCGAAGAUCGAUAAGGAGAAGACCGAGCUUCUCCAGUUGGAGGGCAGGAUUGCUACUCUUCGCGGUGAACAUCCAGCGGACGAGUUUCUCAAGACCGGGACGGCGCAAGAAGCGGGCAAGAGAGAAUCCGUUUCGACAAUGAAGUCCAAAUCGGCGCCGGAGCCUGUCACUUUGGAGGCUUCUGCUUCUUCUCAAUCCAAGUCCACAGGCCCCUCUUCUCGCAGUCCAGACGCGGUGAUAGUCGCACCACAACCUCAACCCCCAGCGUCGAGCUCCGCGUUAGGUGAUUCGAUCUCGUCGGCAAGUGUUCAGGAUGAAAUGGCGAAGUCCGCAGAACCAAAGACGGCCAGUCCGCUUUCACCAACGUUUCCGGCGGGACAUCCGCUUGUGGGCCAAGAGAAGACAUUGAUUCGAGACAUUCUCGAAUGCGAGCAUCGGAUCUCGGACUGGAUCGGAGUCGUAGCGAAAGCUGUGACUAGCGAGGACGUUUUGCUGAAACAGAGAGCCUGGCAGUACAAGACGAACGAGAUCCCACAGUUCAGCAAAUAUGUCGCACUGCGCCGCGAGGAACUGGCCAAGCUGAGGGCUCCCCAGCCGGAGCCAGUCGAAGAUCCAUUGGAGUCGCAUGAGCCUACGCAGCUCUCCGACAUAGAGGAUGGGCCGGAGCACGCGAUGGGCCCGAGAUCUCCUCGUCCUCACGACAGUACGCUGGCCGAUAGCAAAGCUGGGGAGGUGCCCAAAAACGGUACGGCAGACCCAAGCCACGACAAGAAGGAUACAGUCCGCUGGCCACUGCUUGAAGAGAAAGAGGACUACGAUCUCAAGAAGUUGCAGCCUCAAGGUCUACAAGCUUCGAUGUGGACAGACCCGAAUUCGCCAUCCGAUGAAAAGGAUCGUUUGAACUCGUUGGAUUGGGCGAUGUUGCCAACCAAAGAGCAAAUCAUCGAAGUACCCGCAAAGGCAGCUGGCACCCCUGACACACCCGGUCUCUUCUCCAUCGCCCCACGCCGGAGAUCGAAGAACGUGACCGAAGAGGAGGCAGCACGUCUGAAAGAGGCCGCAGCAGUGAAAACACCACCUGCGCCCAGCUCUCCGCCCAUUUUCUCUCCGGAGAAAGCAAGCUUUGCCAGCGGAGCCGAAGCCUCACCAUCCGACAAGCUCCAUCGACGCUCGAAAUCCGUUUCCUCCGCCCUCCCUUCACCGGUUUCAGUCCACAGCACUCGCCGCCCAUCAUCCGGAACCUUCGCAUCAGGCCAAGCGCCAAAAUUCGUACACUCCAAAACCUCGCCCCUGGAACCACGUUUCUCCACCACCUCCGCCCAGCUGACCCGCGACCUGGACUACUCGUCUUUGGAAAAGUCUUAUAACGAUGUCCUCGAAAAAUUGAAAUCCCUCACCUCUGAACGGGAGUAUUGGGAGCGAAAAGCUCGAGGUCUGGGCGAUGCCGAGCAUCAGAACUUGACCGAGCAGUUGUCCAAAACCAAGGCGGAGUUGUCGUUGACGCAUGAUCAGAGGGAUUAUUGGAUGCGGAUUGCGAAUGAUCGGGGGGAGGAGAUUGAGGAGUUGAAGGGGAGGAUUGCGAGUUUGGAGAAGGAGGUCUAG